AAGACGACCGACCGGAGGACCCCGGUCUAAUAAUCGAGGGGAGGAGGAGGAGGAGACCGACGAGGGGAGAGGCAUAGGGGUAGCUCCUAGCUUGGUCCUGUCCGGUCUCCUGCGGCGCAGGUCCGGCGACUGACCGCUUGGCGUCGGCGAUCAAUCGAUCAGAUCCAUCGAUGGGGUACUGGUGGGACCGCGUCGUGCUGCCGGUGCGGAGGGUCUGGCUCGGCGUCGCGUCCCGCUUCGGGGUUCGCCAGACAGGGCUGUGGAGGCUGCGGCAGGAGGUGAGCACGUGCGAGUACGAGGACGUGCACGUGAUGUGGGAGAUGCUGAGCCGCACCACCGCGGCGCCGCCGGCGCCCGCGCCCAGGCGGCACAGCCGGUUCCGGCAGCAGCCCCGGCCGUGGGGCGACAGGUUCCGCCUCUGCCGGGGAUUCUAGGUCAAGGCCGCCGCCGCCGCUACAGCUCCGCUGCUGGGCUUCUAGUUCUUCCUCGCUUCCUUUGACUUUUCUUCUUCUCUGUUUUCCGGUGCUUGUACGUAUGACGUAUCUAUCGAACUCGCUCGAAGUCGAUGGGCUCUGAGAUGUACUUCCAUUCCUCCUCGUGUAUCGAUCCGCCCCUGCCUGCAGAUGAUACCGGGGUAUGUGAAUGAACAGAGCUGUUUAAUUUGGGGGGUUUGCGACUCUUGUCUGUGUUCGUGUUGCAAGAGCAUGGCCUUUCUUCUUUUUCGAA
Setaria italica (foxtail millet) is the source of this 726-nucleotide messenger RNA. RefSeq lists its product as uncharacterized. The record is from RefSeq and is a predicted model, not a curated record. The transcript has 2 exons. Bases 171 to 434 code for a protein of 87 amino acids. Lineage: Eukaryota; Viridiplantae; Streptophyta; Magnoliopsida; Poales; Poaceae.